This is a messenger RNA of Linderina pennispora, 2608 nucleotides long. RefSeq lists its product as uncharacterized. The record is from RefSeq and is a predicted model, not a curated record. The transcript has a single exon. The coding region runs from base 244 to 2550 and encodes 768 amino acids. Lineage: Eukaryota; Fungi; Kickxellomycota; Kickxellomycetes; Kickxellales; Kickxellaceae.
GCACUGCCUAUCGUUGCUCAGGAGGACCCCCCUGCGGUGAGCACUGAGGACUUGGUGGCCCUGCUGUCGCAGGCAAUACAGCAAAGCGAGCAGCAGCCAGCAACGAAGCGUGAGGCCGAAGACGAUGAAGAUCCAGCUAUAGAAACUCGCCAGCACAAGCGCCAGCGCACUGGCUGCGCCGCCGCUGCCAAAGCCUCUGAUGGGCGGAUAGACAGCAGCACGGCAUUCCUGCUGCCACCACUGAUGUCAGACAUGGGUAUUGACAUGCUGACGCGCGUGCUGGUCCCCGAUCUGCUCCAGCUGCCGCAGCUCGAAGUCCACAGUGACCCACAGAACCACGUUCAUGGCACGUCGCUCGAAGUAAUUGCCAGCUCGUGGGACGGGAUCUGGGAAACGGGUCAGAUUCACUUGGACAACACACUGGCGAUUCGUGAAGUGCUGAGUUCCACGAACGACCAGUUGCUAGUGUGGACGGCGCCAAGCGGCUCGGGAAAGUCUGUGUUUUUGUCACUGCUGCGCAACUUUUCCGCAGCUGUUGCACCCAUGGACCGCAAGGAGCGCCAGGGCAGAUUCAAGCCAUACGCGAUUUGCGAGAAGGCGCCGCGAUACUUCAAGAAGCAUUUUGCACAGCACCCAGUUCUGUUGCUUGACGUCUCACGCGGCAAACCGCGUUCAGUGCAAGGCGCCAUGUCAAUCGUGGCUAGUGCAAUUGUGGAUGCUGCGAAGCAGUAUAUGAAGGUGUUCAGCAGCGAGCUUACCUGCGAGCAGCGAUACCAGAUAUACAGCGGGAUCACAGAGGAGUUUAUGACGGCGGCCCACGCUGAUCUGGAGCAGCUGCGUACAGAGUUCAAUAUAUUGGAGAGCGGGGAGGUGAGCGACACCAGCCUAUUUGUGACGUUCAUUGACCGGCUGGUCCAUUUGCUAGCAAGGUGCUUUGGUGGUAAAAAGAUUGUGGUGCUCAUUGACGGGUUCGACGUACCGUUUGCACAUGUAUUUUCGUCCUGCAUGUCGCUAGACGAGCAGAACGCAAUACUGUCGGUGUACGAGAGGCUGUAUCAGCGGCUGAUGGCCCAGGACGAGGUCAUCGGCACCAGAAUCAUAGCUGGAAUCCACGACGUGUCCAAGCGAUUUCGCGUCGCUGAUCGGAGGCAGGCGAACGACAUGUUUGUCAAUGCCACGGGCCUGUCGAUUGACAGCGCCGAGCACAUUAUUUCCAGAUUCGUCGACGAGGAUUGGAGCAAAGGAAAUCUGAGCGGUGCCUGCCCGACUGACAAGGUUAAAAGUGAUUUGAUGUGGGUCUGUCACCACCGAUUCGGUAACCAAGCUGGUGAUGUAAAGGAUGAGCGUAUCUCAAACAUAUACUGCUUCCUGAGGCUGCUGCAGGGCGUACGGAAAGAGCCUGCUAUUAUGCCUGCUAACCUGGUCCGCCUCGACUAUUUUAUGUGGCCCGAGCACACUGACGAGCUGAGCUUCAUAGUUUCGCGAAACAUCACCGAUAAGCGUCUGUUCGAUCGGUUUGCGAAGCUGGUGCUUGGGGCGUACCUCAGUCGCGACUUCCACAUCAAGCAGGCACUGGCAUCGGGCACAUACAAGACGAUCCAGGAGGCGAUUACACACCAGAAUAGCUGUACUAGAAACACGCCUGUAGCCACAUGGUCCACAGAGUUCCGGGACAUGGCUGCCAAGCUCGUGGCAGCAUCGGUUGAUCUGCCGCGGCACAGAUAUCAAGUCUCGACGCUCGAGAUGCUGGGGAUUCUGCUCUCGGUCGGAUCGCUGGUUCCUCAAGCUCGGCACGCGGUGCGGAUCUGCACGCCCGACGCAUUUCUGCGGAUGCUGGUGCUGUUGAACUGUGGCCAAUACGGGUUUGCGACAGCUAGCUCGUACAUGGAAUGGUAUGUAGAGUAUGUCGGAAUUACGAGCAGCAGCGCGUUCACAUUUGGCGCAGCGAUAGCUGACAGCGCUUACUAUCUAACCCCCUACGGCAAGAACCCGAUGCCAAAGUUUCCAAUCUCGCUUGUGCAGUGUCUGACCCAUCCGCUGUAUCUAGCUGGUAUCAAGAUACUUGUCACAAGCGAGCCAUCUGGGAAUAACCGAGGCACAUUUUGCUUUACGCUGAAGGGUGCAGCACGUUCCAGCACGUUUGUCGUAAUGCAGGCGGCACACCCAUCUCAGAAAAAACACAUGGCCCGCUAUGUGGAGGACCAGCUGAAGACUGCUAAGUCACCUGCGCAGAAGCAAAAGAACCUGAUGCACAUAUCUAACGAGUACCUCCAGGCGUCUGUCCACGCAAUGCCGCGGUACCCUGAUCAGGCACCAAUUCCUGGGGAUAUGCUGCUCUGUAUUGGGCUGGCAUUCUACGAAAAGCUACUUGGCAUCAGCCUGCGUGAAUACGAAUGGAAAGUAGGACCGUCCACCCCUAGCCCCGAUGGAGGCCAAUGGACACACCGCGCCAUCAGCUAUGACAUGUGCAGGUGUCUUGACAGCAUUUCCACGAGAGCGCAAUGGAAGGUUGCGCACGGAAAUGUUUGCAUUGGCUGCCAUGUAGAAUAAGACUCCAGCCCCAACUCUUCCAAAUACCAUGACAGACACCCUACGGGAGGCCAUAGUG